CAAAGGUCACGUCACUGCCCAAGAUGGCGGCUUCCAUCGGAGCGGCGUCCUGCCGCGCCCUGUUCUGCCGCAGUUGGGGGAAGAGGCUGAGUGCGGCCUGGGGGCUCCUUGGUGGGGCGCGGGGUCUGGCCGCCCAGGGGGAGACGCACUUAGGGUUUCAGACCGUGCCUGAGGCGGAGAAAGAACAGAGAGUUUACCAGGUGUUUGAAAGUGUGGCCAAAAAGUAUGAUAUAAUGAAUGAUUCAAUGAGCUUCGGGAUUCACCGGCUAUGGAAGGAUAUCUUACUGCAUCAAAUGAACCCUUACCCAGGAACACAGCUGCUUGAUGUUGCUGGAGGGACAGGUGACAUCGCCUUUCGGUUUAUCAAUUAUGUUCGUUCCCAGCGGGAGUAUCAGCUCAGACAGAAACUGAAAUCCCAUCAGAAUUUAUCAUGGCAAGAAAUCUCUAAGAGUUACCAGGAAGAGGCACUUAAACCUCUAGGAGGGUCCCAGGUGGUGAUCUGUGAUAUUAACAAGGAAAUGCUGAAGGUUGGAAAGCAGAAAGCACAACAUCUUGGCUAUACUGAAGGCUUGUCCUGGGUUGUUGGGAAUGCUGAGGAGCUCCCCUUCGACGAUGACAAGUUUGAUGUUUACACAAUUGCCUUUGGAAUCCGGAAUGUAACUCAUAUUGACCAGGCACUUCAGGAGGCUUACCGUGUGCUGCAACCAGGAGGGAGGUUCCUGUGUCUAGAGUUUAGUCAAGUCAACAACCCUCUUAUUUCUAGGCUCUAUGAUCUAUACAGCUUUCAGGUUAUCCCAGUUCUGGGUGAGAUUAUUGCUGGAGACUGGAAGUCUUACCAAUACCUCGUAGAGAGCAUCCGACAGUUUCCAGCUCAAGAGGAAUUCAAGACAAUGAUUGAAGAUGCAGGUUUUUUGAAAGUAGAAUAUCGAAAUCUAACUGCUGGCAUUGUUGCCGUUCACUCGGGUUUCAAACUGUGAUAUUUACUUCACAAUGUACUUUGAACAGUUAAUGAUAGUUUUCUGUGAAGAACCUGAAAGCUGUGGGACAACUUUACCAUCAAGAUUGCAGAAUAGACUGAUGGAAGAAUUUGAGCCAUCUCCAGAACCUAAACACCAGAUAAACUGAAAAAUAGUAGUCUUGAAUCAAUUUGGGACCUGGUUUCUUUCUGCCUGUUAAGCACGGAGCACAGUUAAGUAACUCUGGAUCAGAAGACUCCUGAAUGCAUGGUAUCUGAGCAUAUUCCAUCUUUUUUCCCCCAAAGACCUCAAAGAUGAAGCUAUCCUUGUAGCCACUUUUUUGGUACUUAAAUACAGUGUGAGGACAUAACAAAAUUCAAUUAAGGUUUCAAGUCUGACAUGUUUCAAACAGUUCAAUUACUAAAAGUUUAUUUAAAAUUGGAUAUGGACUUUAACCUUCAGCUGAGGUUCUUCUCUACAGAUCUUAGCACAGGUGUGAAAGCUACUGUCAUGUCAUCUGAAAUGAUAGCAGCAUGUGUGAAAAAUGUUGGUUUCUUUUUUUUUUUUUAUGUAUUUAAGAGUAAACUUCACUUCUUAUCAGAGCUUUUCAUUUUCUUAUAGUAUCUUUUACCUAUAUAGGUACAGACACUUAAGUGCUUCUAUGCAAGUUAUUCUAAGCAGCACAUUUUCCUAACAGAAAAGGCUUGAAAAGUCAAUUCACUUCAGCAUGGUGAUGAGGGAGAAUUGCUAUUGUACAGUACUGUUUAAGUCAUAGCUGUAGAUGUACAAUAUACCUUAAAAGCUUGAGUUUGACCUCCUUUAAACUGUAAACAUAUACAUGGUAGUAUACGAUUUUCCUUAUAUUAGGAUGGAAAAAAAAAAUCAUGGAAACCAAAUUUAUUUCAUAAAAAUAUUAUCUCAUUACUUUCCUAUACUGAUGAUGGCUGCAGGUUUGUGCUCUAGUAGUUUUACAGAAGUUGAAAGUGAACGUACUUCAAUUCCAUUCUUAACCUUUAAGAUGACUAACGUUGUUUCAUUAGUUCCUGUGAAAGGCAGCAGCAUACUGAUUAUAUUCUUAUUUUUUGUAAAUAGCAUAAAAUACCUAUUUAAUCUGCAACAGUUGAGCUAGUAGGCUUAAUGCUGAGUACAAAGUUAUUUUUGUAAGCUUCUGUCACUUUGUCAAAGAAAGCUUAUAACAAUUAGAAGUACAGAACUUGGUUCUGUAAAACCAGUAUCAAUGUACUUUAUUUAAGUAGUCUUCACUGAUUAUGUACUACUUGGUCUGCUGCAGCUACUGUCAGGGCUCUUAGAAUGAUAAGCCUUUAACUUCUCUCAUUUAAGAAAUCGAUGUAGUCAAUAACUUGUAGGUAUACAGCAGAGAUCCCUGUAUUCUAGGUAGGAUUUAGAAUAUUAUAUCAGCAGAGAAUGUUAAGUUCCAUGAAAGAAACAGUUCAUCUAGAAACAAUGAAACUAGUUAGCUAUUAUUUCUUUGCUCAAAGCUAGGAACUGAUGGGUACUAGAAAAAAAAGCAGUACUAACUAGCAUGAGCAGGGCUAAAUUCACUGAAACUAGAGCUGCACUUAUUUAUGCUUUCUCCCACCUAGCCUGAGCGCAAACUUUGAAUUGUUAAAGUGAGGCUUGCUUCACAAAGUACCUCACUUGUUUCUCAAGUGAGUAUUAUUGCAAAAGAUGAUAAA
Molecule: messenger RNA, 2653 nt
Organism: Alligator sinensis (Chinese alligator)
Lineage: Eukaryota; Metazoa; Chordata; Crocodylia; Alligatoridae
Gene: COQ5
Product: coenzyme Q5, methyltransferase
Exons: 7
Coding region: 24-977 (317 amino acids)
Biological process (GO): ubiquinone biosynthetic process
Molecular function (GO): methyltransferase activity
Source: RefSeq, a predicted model, not a curated record